Molecule: messenger RNA, 1909 nt
Organism: Paralichthys olivaceus (Japanese flounder)
Lineage: Eukaryota; Metazoa; Chordata; Actinopteri; Pleuronectiformes; Paralichthyidae
Source: RefSeq, a predicted model, not a curated record
CAUCAUCCUGAGGUGAAACAGCGCCCCUCUGCGGUCACACGCGGUACUGCAGGCAAAGUUGGGAGUCACGUAGCUGUUUACGGAAAUAUUUUUACGUCAACACGUGUGGAGGCUUGUAUCCUCCUUCACUGCAGCUCCGCUCGCUACGUGAAUCUCUGCAUGUUCGCAGCUUGGAGGAAGAAACAAGGGGGAGUUCCUCCUUCUCUGCUUCUUGCACAUGUCUUUUCAAACCAGGAUCUAAAAAACAAAACAAAACACCGAGGACUCUCAUCCGGAGCCACCGAGGAUCAGGAGAAGUAUGAGGAGGAGGGCUGAGCUUCUCCUAGACGAUCAGACCCGGAGGAAACUGUGCACAGGACGAGUGAUCUAAGCAAACAUGAUUUUCACGAGGAUCCAGCCCGGAUCCUGCAGAGCAUGGCUGUCCCGGGUUUCACUGAGGCAGGAGCUGUGUUACUCCUCCUCCGUGCCCCCCCAGCCGGUGCCCCCGCUGGCCCACACCUUGCAGGGGUACCUGAGGGCCCUGGAGCCCCUGCUGCCCCCCGAGGAGCUGAGCCACACCCGCAGGAUGGUGCAGGAGUUCGGCCGGCCGGGUGGCCUGGGCGCUCAGCUGCAGGAGGGGCUGGAGAGGAGAGCGAGACACAAGAACUGGAUCUCAGACUGGUGGGUGCAGUGGGCGUACCUGGAGAGCAGACAGCCUCUGCCCGUGCACUCAAACCCGGCUAUCUCUCUGCCCAGGAGAGAUUAUAACGACUGGAGGAGCCAGCUAGUGUUUGCAUCCAAACUUAUAGCCGCAGUUCUGGACUUCAAGGCCAAACUCAAAACCGGCCAGCUGCCAGUGGAGUACAUGCGAGGGAAGCCUCUGUGCAUGGAGCUGUACCCGCUCCUCUUCUCCUCCUGCAGGAUCCCUGGUCCCAAACACGACCACAUCGCCCACUAUGGCCGCUCGCGCCGCUUCCCCACGCACAUCACGGUCGUCAGGAACUACCAGUUCUUCCAGCUGGAGGUUUACAACAGUGACGGCUCUCGACUGACCGAGAGUCAGAUCCACAGCCAGCUGCUGAGGAUUCGGUCUCAGUCCUGGAAGACGGACAAGGAGCCGAUGGGCAUCCUGACCAGCGAGCACCGCCACACCUGGGGACAGGCCUACAACCGCCUGCUGAGAGAUAAACUGAACAAAGAGUCAGUGCGGAUGAUAGAGACGGGACUUUUCUCUUUGUGUCUGGACUCUCCGGUGAUGAGGAUAUCAGAUGAGAAGUACGCCAGCCGCAAAGCAGCUCAGAUCCUGCACGGAGGCGGGACGUUCUCCAACAGUGGAAACCGCUGGUUCGACAAAACGCUGCAGUUCGUUGUGGGCGAGGACGGAUCGUGGGGUCUGCUGUACGAACAGGCCACAGCUGAGGGUCCGCCCAUCGCGACGCUGCUGGAUCACAUCCUGCAGUACUGUGAGAAACCAGACCCGAAGAGAGCGCCGCUGGUCCCUCUGCCGAUGCCUAAGAAGCUUUACUUUCACAUCGACCGGGAAAUCAAGAGGGACAUCGAGCACGCCAAGCAGAACCUCGACAUAUUGAUCAACGACCUCGACGUCAACGUGUUCAACUUCAAGAGGUUCGGUAAGGAGCUUCCCAAGAAGCACAACCUGAGUCCGAACUCCUUCAUCCAGGUGGCCCUGCAGCUCGCCUACUACAGAGUUCACAACGAGGUGUGUCCGGCCUGUGACAUCGCAUCUCAGCGGAUGUUUCGAGGAGGAAGGACGGAAUUUAUUCGCUCGCCAACGAACCAGACGCUGAAGUUCAUUCUGGCCUUCGACGAUCCAACUGUGUCGCGGGAAGCGAAACUACAACUGUUCAGAGAAGCUGUUGAGGCCUACACCGCUCUGACCAAUCUGACUCUUAACGGACUCGGCAUCGAC